AUGCUCCAACAGACUAAAGCUUCCACAGUGGAACUUCUAGAGGCACUGGAUAAGGACACUAAGGACCUUGAAGAGUUUCGUGCAAAGAACCAGCGUUUGCUGAAAUUGUGGGUGGGCCGACUUCUCUACUACUCAUCUGCUCUGUACCUGAUCACGUGUCUGUGUGUGUAUUACCUGUACUUUCCUGAGCAGUGGAGCGCUCGGCUCAUCACUGCCCUGCCUCUGCUGGCCUUUCCUGCACUGAUUAGAAUGCGUCCUCCUGGUCCACCUCUUGCUCGACCCAUCCUUCCACAAGAGCGCAGCGCUGUGGACAGAGUCAUUGAGUAUUUGGUGGGAGAUGGACCUCAGAACAGAUAUGCAUUGAUUUGCCAGCAGUGUUUUUCCCACAAUGGUAUGGCUUUGAAGGAGGAAUUUGAGUAUGCAGCAUUCCGUUGUGCUUAUUGCUACUUCAUGAACCCGGCAAGAAAGACACGCCCCCAGGCCCCCAGACUCCCAGAAUUCAGUUUUGAGCACAGACUUUGCUCUGAAUCUCCUGAAACACAGUCUUCUGCUGCCACAGAGACACCAGAGGACAGUGAUGCCCCUGAAGACCGUAUUGUCUCGACUCCUGCCACUCGUGUUUCACACUCUGGCACCCCUUGGAGUAAAGUUCAUAGUUUCAAGAAAUUUCCCUCAGAUGACAUAGAAAGAACUACAACUGCUGAGCCUCAGGACCCUACCACUGAAAAUCCACCUGCUGCACAUGAAUCAGAGGAAGAAGAGGCACAGUCUCAACAGAGCCCGCCCCCCUCAGAGGAUGUCCAAAAGGAAGAGGCGGGAGCUCAGGGGCAACAGCAGAAAGAGGAUGAAUCAAACUAAACUGUUUAAAUGCAGUUUAAACAUGCAUGAUCAAUGCCAUUCACUACAGCUUUUGGUUUUUGGGAUGUUUGGUUUUAACUUCACCCUAAAUCAUGUUCAUUUAGUACUUCUUAGUAAUUCUGGAGGCUGUUAAGAGUUUUUACUCCUAAUUUGUUUAUAUAUGCACCACAGUGUUUACAUAUAGUGGGCUAAAUAUCAUAUCACAUUACAGUUUGUAAUGCUAAUGGUGUGGUGCGCCCCAUAAUGGUGAUGUCACCCAGUACAAUACCUGUGCAUGGUUUGUUUAUGAGGGUGAUUUCACAAAAGAAUAGUAUCAUUUUACAGUGUUAGCAUUCAGUUGCGUAGUAAAUAAGGACAGGAUACAUUUUACAGAUUUUAUCUGUCUUUGUGUUUACAGAAUUAUUUGAAACCGCAAGCUAAACAAAAAUACACUGACAAACGCAUAGACUUUGUAGGGGAGUGAUGGUUUUUUUUUGUGCUAAAUGCACUAUUUUGAGUAUUAAAUAUUUAUUCUUU
Molecule: messenger RNA, 1374 nt
Organism: Sinocyclocheilus grahami
Lineage: Eukaryota; Metazoa; Chordata; Actinopteri; Cypriniformes; Cyprinidae
Product: protein lunapark-B-like
Exons: 8
Coding region: 1-858 (285 amino acids)
Biological process (GO): endoplasmic reticulum tubular network organization
Cellular component (GO): endoplasmic reticulum tubular network
Source: RefSeq, a predicted model, not a curated record